UGAACGACGUUGUGUUGCAGUAGUGUUUCUCACGAUAAAAGUCAGAUAGAUCGCUGUUUAGGUUAAGACAAAUUCUAACAAUCUGCGAAUACAAAGACUCAGAGAAGUAUCGAAGUUCUUUUUAAGUACUGAUUUUAAAAGCUGGGAUGAAGAAUUUUCCAAUUAACUUUAGCUUAUUUAAUUGCAGGUAUUGGAAAUUCCACAGUAAAAAGGAAGACAUAUUUAUUAGACAUCGAAGUGCAAUAAGCGGUAGACAAAUACAUUUAAAUUGUCCUUAAUUUAACAGGUUUUGAAUAAUUCUAUGUGUAUCUGAAUUUAAUCGCAUUGCAAAGAGAUUUGCAUUUUGCACUGCUUCGCGUCGUUGAAGGUUGAGUUUGUGACGGGCCGCUGUGUUCGCGGCUGAAGGGGAGGGUUUGUUUGUUGGGAUAGGGUAGGGCUAGUUCUAACUUAGCUAGCAGCUAGAUAACUGUUUAUUCAAGUUCCAUAAAGGUUGAUACGUCUGGAAAGCGUAACUUCUAUGCUUCCUUGAAAUUGUCUGUGCGAUAUUGCUAGCUGGUUAGAUUUAUCCUGUGAGAUAGUUACUGUGCCUAUUAUGUUGAUGGUGUAACCAAAAGGUCAGUAGGCCAAUUAUUAGCUAACGUUACCGCCAACCAACGUAAACCUUUAUUGUUUGGGGUCUGACAGUUAGCUAGGUCGUGUUAGCUAAGUUAUCUAGUCACAUCAGGUAACUCAGGACUGUUGAGUUUCACUCCAACGUUGUCUUUUGACGGGUUGAAAAGAAAAAUGAAACUUUUAGAGAAUUCAAGUUUUGAAGCCAUCAAUUCCCAGCUCACAAUUGAGACAGGAGACUGUCAGAUCAUUGGAAGGAUCGAGAGCUACUCCUGUAAAAUGGCAGGAGAGGACAAGCAGAUGUUCAAGCAAUUCUGUCAGGAGGGCCUUCCUCACGUUUUGGAGGCCCUGUCACCUCCUCAAACCGCAGGCAUUAGUCCCAAUAAACUGAGCCACAGUCAGAGCGGAGAUGAAGGUGAAGGUCCACUGUCUGACAAGUGCAGUAGGAAAACCCUCUUUUACCUGAUUGCCACCCUUAAUGAGUCCUUCCGCCCAGACUAUGAUUUUAGCCGGACCAAAGGGCACGACUUCAGCAGAGAGCCCAGCCUGAACUGGGUGUUUAAUGCUGUGAAUAGCAGUCUGUCUGCAGCAGCAGGAGAGGCCUAUAGCAGACUGCAGCCUCUCCUCUGGGAGGCCAUCGAUACAGAGAUCUGCCUCUCUGAGUGUGACAUUUACAGCUAUAACCCAGACUUGGACUCAGACCCUUACGGUGAAGAGGGCAACCUGUGGUCCUUCAACUACUUCUUCUACAACAAGAAACUGAAGAGGAUUGUGUUCUUCACCUGCCGCUCAGUCAGUCUCUUCAUGGCUCCACGAGAUUCUGGGAUCGGGAACGAUCUUGAUCUAGAGCUGGACGAAGACUAUGAGGAAGAGGAGAACAUGGAUGAGGAGAGGUGUGGAGCUGUGUGUGCACAGUGAGGAUGAGGAUGAGGCUGAAGCCGCCUUCUGCCUGCGCAGAUAAAGUCUAGAGUUGGGAAUGACGGUCCCCCAUCCCAUUCCUCUGCACUUCCACAACUCCGUAUUUGGGUCACAACCCUGAGUGCCACCCUCAUGAUUUCGUUCGUCCUUGUGAAUCCUCUGUAAGCCAGAUGGCAAGCAGCUCUUGACUUGGUGUGUGUGUGUGUAUGUGAGAAGGGGGGGGGGUCUCUCUGGGGUACUGAUUACUGACCCCCUUCUGUUUUAUCACCAUUCUGCAUACACACAGCUGUUUGCUGUGUGUUAUGUUUUAUGUUUAUAUCUGACAUGUAUGUAGACAAAACAUCUAUGAGGGUAUUUUGGAAGAAAGGGGAGAUUGUCUCCACACUGACUUCUCACCUAGACUCCCAUGUUUAAUAGCAUAGAGUAAUUAAAACAUGUAGUAUCGUAAGUCAGGGUGAGGACAUUCUAUGUUUGCUUUCUCUGACAGCCUCUUGUUUUUAUGUCCUGCACUCGACCCCAGUCUUGGGUGGGAUGUGCACAUUCCUCUUAAAGAAAUGGAUUUGGACGCUACAUUACUCCUUUAUCCCAUCUGUGUUAGACAGAUUUCAGCACUAUUGUUUUUGUUUUGUAUGUCAUCCAAACAUAAUAUUUUUGCCAUUCCAAAGAUUUACGGAUGGGGUGGAACAGGCGGUGUAGUUUUAUUGGACACCACAAGGGGGCACAAUCUACCAGCAACUGAAUUUGAUGAUCAAGCGAUGCUUUGAGUUGACUGAUCAGUGUUCUUUUCGAGCACCAGUACUGUUUUUUUUCAACUAGUGUUAUUUUCUUUCAUGUCCGUUGUUCUUAUACAUGCAUGUUCUGUUUCAAAUGUUACUGCAGUAAUAUCAUGUUGAAUAUGUUGUCUUUAAUGACAUUAUUUUCAGCACACUCUAUCGUGGAAAAACAACAAACAAACAGGUGCUGUCUAGAAUUGCUAAAGGAUAUUCAGCUUAUCCAUACAGGAGAACCUGUAAAGGAUAGCCUGUUAAAACCUGUCGGAGUUCUCCUUCUAGGACAAACUAAAUAAACCUUAAGGGUUCCACGUAGCGGCUUGUUUACAUCAUAUGCUUUCCACCUUGUGGCAGUGCUCAACACACCAAAGCCUCCUGCGUGCAAUUCAUAUAACCUAAUUCACAUAUCUUUUUAAAUAAGGUGUUUUGCUUUUAGAUGUGUUGCUUUUAGCUAUUAUGUUAAACUUAUAAAUGGUAUUCACAAGAAGGUGGUGUUUGCAUACAAUGCUUCUAUGUUAAGCGUUUGUAGCAAGAGAGAGCUCCUAUAGCUGUGUGAGUGGUAUUUAUUGUUCUGUAUUUAAAGUGUCUCUCUUGAUGCCCUUAAUUCCUGAUAUGUUUUCAUGUUUUCUUUUAUUCUGUUCCAAGAAAAAGGAUACAUAGAGGGUAUUUGUCUUUUUUAUUUGUUUUGUUUUGAUUUGUUUUUAAUCCCUACCCCCUGUGUCAGGUUGUGAAAAAGUUUGUUUUGAGCUGUAUACAGCUUAUGGUUGUUUUUCCCCCAAUAAUGUUAAUUCCAUUGAGACACAAACAAGAGGGAUUUUCUGAUGUUUGAGACUGUUUGUCCAGUAUAGCUGCAAAACCGUGUUUUUUCUCAUAUUGGAAAAGUGUUUCAUCAUCUCCUUGUUUUGUUGUUUUUGCGUGUCUGUUUAUCAAUAGCCAUUAUGUUUUUUUUAUUAUUAUAUUUAGCAAACAGAUGCUUUAGGCAACUGUUACAUCACAACAUGAAAACUUGGUUGUGUGCGUGUGUGGGAGAGUCAUCAUCUUUGUUGAUGCCUCUGAAAGGUUGUUGCUGGAGCUGCGUGCUGUCAGCAUCUUAUCCCCUUCUUGUCAGCAUUUUAUCUUGAUCUGCGUUGCAAACAGCACGGCUCUCCGCAAAUCUAGCCUCUGUUUUCACAACCCUGUCAAGUAGUGUGAAUUGGGCAGUCUGUGGGCUGCAAGUUCCACCCUGAUAAAAAAUUUUGAUCAGCUUUGAGGCCAGCUUUGUAGGUUAGUGUAGGUGCUGGUCUCUUCAGUAUUUGAGUUCUGUGGUGUGGACAUACAUUCCCCCUGCAUUAAUUGAGCACCGUUGGUGUUUCGUUUUUAGUCACUCUUAGGCUCUGUGGCACCGAGUGGGUGUUUGUGGAACAGGCGACCGUUGUCGCCCACCUCUCUCUGGAGAAUUGCCUGAAACGCUUCCUGACAGAAUGAAAAUAGCCAUGGCUGUUUUUUUUUUUUUUUUUCUUUUUCUUUUUUUGUUACUUACAAAAUGUCCAAAAACAAGAGGUUGGCAGCGUAUGUUUCACUGACAUGAUUUGGUGCUUUGGAAUUCCUCUGUUGUCAUCUGCAGUGAUGAGUGUUGGCAUCCCACUGAGCUUCUUGUGAUCUAGCAGGUAUUUGUGGAAGUGAGGGUUCUUUUUUAAACGCUACUGACAGACGUGUUCUGUUUGAUGUUAUCUAUGACUAACAGGCGAGUGUGAAGAAGUCAGAAAGUACUCAGAGUAUGAACGUUGAUUUUAUUUUAGCGACACUGCCUAAUAACUUAUAAUAAACUGACUCCAGAGGAGUACAAGGCAGACCUCCCUCCUCGAAAAGAAGGGUGAAAAAGAGGUCAUAAGGUAGAGAGAAUAGUUUUUGUUUGGCAGAUAGUCUCAGAACAACACUGAACACCUCAUGAUACUGGCAGCUUUUGUGAAGUCUUAAGGAUUGUAUAUUUUUGUUCUGUAAUAAAAAAUUAAAUUAA
Messenger RNA from Alosa sapidissima (American shad), 4293 nucleotides. RefSeq names its product MAF1 homolog, negative regulator of RNA polymerase III a (gene maf1a). The record is from RefSeq and is a predicted model, not a curated record. The transcript has 7 exons. Lineage: Eukaryota; Metazoa; Chordata; Actinopteri; Clupeiformes; Clupeidae. Gene Ontology annotation, cellular component: nucleus. Bases 784 to 1527 code for a protein of 247 amino acids. Gene Ontology annotation, biological process: negative regulation of transcription by RNA polymerase III. Gene Ontology annotation, molecular function: RNA polymerase III core binding.